This is a messenger RNA of Saccharomyces paradoxus, 474 nucleotides long. RefSeq names its product chromatin modification protein (gene TAF9). The transcript has a single exon. The record is from RefSeq and is a predicted model, not a curated record. Gene Ontology annotation, cellular component: SAGA complex; transcription factor TFIID complex. Gene Ontology annotation, molecular function: RNA polymerase II general transcription initiation factor activity; transcription coactivator activity; protein heterodimerization activity. Lineage: Eukaryota; Fungi; Ascomycota; Saccharomycetes; Saccharomycetales; Saccharomycetaceae. Gene Ontology annotation, biological process: DNA-templated transcription initiation; RNA polymerase II preinitiation complex assembly. Bases 1 to 474 code for a protein of 157 amino acids.
AUGAACAGUGGAGGUAAGAGCGUUUCGAACAAAAACUCAGCGGGCUCGGUAACGGAGGUUGGCCCGGGCUCAACACAGGAGGAGACCCCUAGAGAUGUCCGUCUUUUGCACCUGCUCCUCGCAUCACAGUCAAUUCACCAAUAUGAAGACCAGGUGCCGCUACAAUUGAUGAAUUUUGCACACAGAUACACACAAGGCGUUCUUAAGGAUGCGUUGGUUUACAACGACUACGCUGGCAGUGGGAAUUCUGCUGGCGGUGGGUUAGGCGUAGAAGAUAUACGGCUUGCCAUUGCUGCGAGAACCCAAUAUCAGUUCAAACCUACGGCACCCAAGGAGCUUAUGUUACAGUUAGCCGCAGAGAGGAACAAGAAAGCGCUACCCCAAGUGAUGGGUACGUGGGGUGUCAGGCUUCCGCCGGAAAAAUACUGUCUCACAGCGAAGGAGUGGGACCUUGAGGAUCCAAAGUCUAUGUGA